Opisthocomus hoazin is the source of this 285-nucleotide messenger RNA. The record is from RefSeq and is a predicted model, not a curated record. NCBI's taxonomy places the organism in Eukaryota, Metazoa, Chordata, Aves, Opisthocomiformes, Opisthocomidae.
AUGAGGCAGUGUCUGGAGGUUUUACAUAGUUACUCCAGAAAGCAAAGGAUCCGUGAGGCAACGUGCAUUACGGAGCUGUCGGUAAUGAUGGCGUGCUGGAAACAGAAUGACUUCAACGAUACCGCUUGUGCCGAGGAGAUCCGGAUGUUCUACGACUGUGUGGCAAAGGCUGAAAAGGAGCGCAAAGCUCAGAAUGAGGACGCCCUGUCACCCAGAGGAAACCUAACUUCAAGCCAAGUGAACAAGCUCCUGAGGAGGUUUCCUCAGAUCACACGUUACGUGUAG